UUAUUUAAAAAAGGGUGAUGGGAAGAGCUGCCAUUUUUUUUUUAAAAACUGUUUUUGAAAAAAUAAAUUUUAGUUUUUAAAUAUAUUUUAAAAAAUGAGUAAAAACUAAUUUUAAAAAGCCACAUGAAAAUUAAAGAAUAAUUUAAAAUGCCACAAGUUUGGAUUCAAACCGAAGAGAGAGACAGGACAGAGGGAAGAAGACGGAGGAGCAUGGGGCGGGCGGGAGCAUAGACGAGGUCACGUGCCGGAGGCAGGGCUGAGGUUGGAGAAGGAACAUGAGGCACGUGGAGGGGAGGAAAAAAAAAAGAGGGGAAACCGCCAGCAGCAGAGGAUAGGAGAGAGAGUGGACAGUGGGGCCCAUCGGCACUGUGUCCGCCAAUGAAUGGAAAAUAUGAAUAAAAAGCUGCAGCAGUUCUUGUCUCCUGCAUGAUUCCUCAUUUACGAUCCACGUCCUAAGCUUUGUUGCUCCUGGCCGCGUUCCCCCUCCCCUUCCUCUUCCCUCUUCUCUCUCUUCUCUUCCGUGGCAAAGCCGGGGAGCCAAGAAGCGGCGCCGCCCCGCUCGAGAAAGCUUCCCCCGCACCUUCUCCCGCCGAGGUUUUUCCCCCUCCGGUCUCGAAUCUUUCUCCUCCCGCUCGUCACCACCUUACGGGCCCUUUCGCCAUUUCCCGGAACACCGCGGCCCUCUCGUCCGGCCGCCCGCGCUCGCCGCCCCCCAUCCGACGCCGGGUUUCGCCACCCCCGUAGCUGAGCCGCGGGUUCCGUUGACUUUCGAGGUCGACUGCACCGGCGGAACCUGACUGACGAAGCUCGCUACUUCUUUGCGACGGCGCUCGACUGCACCGGCGGCUUUACGUCCCAGGAUUCAACGUUGCCGUGUCUCGGCGUUGUGCUGCAGCUCGCCUCUUCGGACCUGGUCCGAUCAAAUCGGUUUGCAUCCCGUUCCGUCUGACUCUGCUUCGGAGGUCAUAAUGUUCUCUUGUGUCGACCUCGAUUUCUUAGUUGUUGAUCAAUUGCCUUGCGAUCUGUUGUGGGAUUGCGAUAUUCCACAUGGAAAGGUUCCUAGUCGACGUGUGUCUCCAAAAUGAGUUUUUUCAUGGCCUGAGUAUGCUAUUACUGUGGAUGGUGUGUUGAAUUGGUGUUUUUGAAUACGGACUGGGGAUGUGUUAUGCACAAAAUGGGUGUUCUAUAUUUUGUUUAGAGUGUGAAGUUGUUGCUGGCAUGUUCAUUGGAUAUGCAUGCGUUGUACUUUGCGUGUGUGGUGAACGAAAGAGGAUUCCAUGAGCUGCGAUUUCGAAGGUCGAAAUUGCAAAGUCGUAGCAAUGGAUUUGUUGAUCGCUCUGUCUUAGUAACCUUGUAGCUUAAGUGCUUUGUCUGAGGAACGUAGGUGUAGAGAACAUUUGCUCAGUUUGGCUCACGAACCUUUGACAUUGAAUAGUGGCUUGGUAAAAUGUUCCAUAAUGUUUUGGUAAGAUCUCUUGUUUGGGUUGCCGGAAUUAACUUGUCCCCUUCAUCAUCUCUAGCAUUGGCAUUAGUUAAUUUAUUCCCCAUGGACAUAUUUCUUUUCUAUAGUUACACUGAUGGAUGUGGUGUUGUCAGUGUCAUGGCUUUCAGCAGUUGCUUCAUCCUUAUGAUGCAACAUGGCUUAAAAACAGCGACCAGGAGUCUUUUACAAUCCCAUCGUCUUCUCCAACUCCUCCUUGUGGCCUCCGUGCUCUCGGCAACCGUCCCUGUGGCCCUCGGUGACUCUGGCACGGCUUCGUACUAUGGCCCUCCCUAUGAUCGGACAGAGUGCUAUGGUGAGGGGUCAUCCCAGUUCCCGGAGAGCAAGCCGUUCGCGGCCGUGGGCGACGGACUAUGGGACCUUGGGGCAGCGUGCGGCAGGGAGUAUGAGGUGUCAUGCACCAGUGGCUGCAAACCUGGCUCCGGCGCUAUCCGGGUCAAAAUCGUCGACUCCGCGCUAUCGGUUGGCCCCAGGCAGUCCAUGACCGGCGCUGAUUUGAUCCUGUCACAGUUUGCAUUCGAAGCCAUUGCCAAUCCGUCCAUGGUUUCGAUCAGCGUGGAGUUUAAAAGGGUCUGAUUUUUGGUUAUGGCACAAGGCUCAAGACAGGGAGGCGAAAGCAAAUCGAGUUGUAAUAGUGAUACAUAUAAAUUUAGACACAGUUUAUUCGGAAUGCUGGUUGGUCUUGUUGCUCUUUUGUUUUUCAAAUGUUUGCUGUUUUCGAAUUUAAGAGGAUGGACUCAGCCAGUGUGAGGGCUGAGAGGAAAGAUCGGAGGUUACAUUGGUCGCGGUUGAUCUUUGCUAAGAUAGAUGUUACUCUGUCGCUGGUUUGAAGUUUUGGGAAGAAUUAUAGCACUGCCCCAAAUUUGUACUCAUGUGGUAUUUUUCUCACUGUUUCUAUUCCGUCGGUGGUACCGUUGCAAAUUUUACGUGGCAGCUGAGUGGGAGAAAGAAUGCAAGCGGUGCUAACAUGGAGAUCUGCUACUAUAGAUGUGGACUCCAUUGAAUUGUUCAGAGCCGGGAAGUUGCUGUGUGUUCUUUGGUGGCUGUGCUCUGCGUUUUCGACUGGUCUAGGACUCUAUCUGGACUUAAACUCAAUCAAUCUGAAACUGCUCUAUUUACA
This is a messenger RNA of Eucalyptus grandis, 2621 nucleotides long. RefSeq names its product EG45-like domain containing protein. The record is from RefSeq and is a predicted model, not a curated record. NCBI's taxonomy places the organism in Eukaryota, Viridiplantae, Streptophyta, Magnoliopsida, Myrtales, Myrtaceae. The transcript has 3 exons. The coding region runs from base 1448 to 2077 and encodes 209 amino acids.